Messenger RNA from Halteromyces radiatus, 2630 nucleotides. Its product is annotated as V-type ATPase, V0 complex, 116kDa subunit family. Lineage: Eukaryota; Fungi; Mucoromycota; Mucoromycetes; Mucorales; Cunninghamellaceae. Gene Ontology annotation, cellular component: fungal-type vacuole membrane; vacuolar proton-transporting V-type ATPase complex; vacuolar proton-transporting V-type ATPase, V0 domain. The transcript is spliced from 12 exons. Gene Ontology annotation, molecular function: proton-transporting ATPase activity, rotational mechanism; ATPase binding. Gene Ontology annotation, biological process: proton transmembrane transport; vacuolar acidification. Bases 66 to 2573 code for a protein of 835 amino acids. The record is from RefSeq and is a predicted model, not a curated record.
UUUUUUUUUUUUGUUUUCCAUCUUUCCCCUUUUUUUUUAUUUUAUCAUCCUUUUGUAUAGUAGUUAUGCCUCCAGAUGCCCUCUUCCGUUCGGAAGAGAUGUCUCUCAUACAAUUAUAUAUUCCUAUGGAAGUGGCUCAACCUUGUAUAGCUGAAUUAGGUGAUCUUGGCAAGGUUCAAUUCAGAGACUUAAAUCCAGAUGUCAAUGCCUUUCAACGAUCCUUUGUAAAUGAAAUUCGACGAUUUGAUGAAAUGGAACGACAGUGUCGUUACUUUCGACAACAAAUCAAACGUGGUGGUGUUCCUUUUCGUCCUUUAACUGGUACUGCUGUGCGUGCGCGAUCAACUCAGGAAAUCGAUAAUCUAGAGGAACUUUUACGAGAACAUGAACAACACCUCCUGGAAAUGACAAGUUCUUACGAAUCACUACAACAAAGAUAUCUACAACUAACUGAACUACGUCAUGUUCUCCGUGAAACCGCAUUAUUCUUUAAUCAGGCUGAAUCUCGUCAAGAAGUAAACACAAUAGGAAAUUUGGAUGAAGCGGACGAUAUUGUUCCUUUAUUGGAACGGGAUGAUGAGGAAGAAAAUAUUCAAUACGAGCUUGGUCAACUAUCGAUUGGUGUGGUAACAGGUGUUAUUGCUCGCUCACGCAUGCAAACGUUUGAACGAGUCCUCUGGCGAUCUUUGCGAGGAAACUUAUACAUGAAUUCUUCUGAAAUUGAUGAACCCAUCGUUGAUUUGGAAGAUAACGAUAAUACAGUGGACAAGAAUGUAUUUGCAGUAUUUGCUCAUGGACAGGAAAUCAUCAACAAAAUCCGCAGGAUUUCGGAAAGUAUGGGAGCGACUUUAUAUGACAUCGAUCCAUCUGAAGAUAAACGACGAGACGCUUUAUUGGAAGUUACUUCUAGGAUUGAAGAUUUAAACAACGUUUUAUCAAAUACCAACCAAACUCGUAGGGCCGAAUUGAUCACUAUAUCUGAAAAUUUAAAUGCUUGGACAAUCAUGGUACGCAAGGAAAAGGCCAUAUACCAUACAAUGAACCUCUUUAAUUACGAUGCUGGUCGCAAAUGUCUGAUUGCUGAAGGUUGGUGUCCCUCCUUUGAUAUUCCCUCUAUACAAUAUGCUCUCAAGGAAGCUACAGAUGCAUCUGGGGCCAGUUUAUCAGCUAUUGUUACCGAGUUAAGAACUAACAAGAAACCACCUACUUUUCAACGCACAAACAAGUUCACCGAAGGGUUUCAGGCGAUCAUUGAUGCUUAUGGUAUUGCUCGAUAUCGUGAAGUCAAUCCAGGUAUAUUUACUCUGAUUUCAUUUCCAUUCUUGUUUGCUGUCAUGUUUGGUGAUAUCGGUCAUGGCGCAUUGAUGUUUUUGGCUGCUCUUUAUUUGGUACUCAACGAAAAGAAAUUGGAAUCCAACAAUGGAGAGAUCUUCAGAAUGUUCUUUAGUGGGCGAUAUAUGAUGUUGAUGAUGGGGAUCUUCUCUAUCUUUACCGGAUUCAUGUAUAAUGAUUUAUUUUCAUUAUCACUAUCAACAUUUAAAUCUGGAUUCGACUGGCCUACGACAUACAAUUCGACGGAUGCAGUGGAAGGAAUCCCGAAUGGAAAUACAUAUGCUAUUGGACUUGACCCUGCAUGGCAUGGGGCUGAAAACUUUUUAUUAUUCACCAAUCCUUAUAAAAUGAAACAAGCAAUUAUCUUGGGCGUUAUACAUAUGUCCUUUGCAAUUUGUCUCAAUGUGAUUAACAAUCUACAUUUCAGGAAAAAGAUAUUCAUUUGGCUAGAAUUUGUACCUCAAAUCCUAUUUAUGGAAUCUAUUUUUGGUUAUCUGGUGUUUUGUAUUAUGUAUAAAUGGAGCGUGGAUUGGUAUGCACGAGAUGCAGAUGGUGUGCUUUUACGAGGCCAACCCCCAAACUUGUUGAACAUGUUGAUCUAUAUGUUUUUAUCUCCUGGUACGAUCAUUCCUGGUGAACAAUUGUAUUCCGGACAGGGGCCUAUUCAAGUACUUUUAUUAUUGAUUGCUGUGAUAUGUGUACCUUGGAUGUGGUUUGCAAAACCUUACUAUUUGAAAAAACAACAUAGUAUGCAUCAAUAUGCUUCUGUGGCCGAUGAUGAACAUAUAAAUGAAGAAGAUAUUUUGGAUAUUCAUAACUCGACAGCUACAGGUGCCAUUGAUGAUCCAGAGGAAGAAGAGUUUGAUUUUAGUGAAGAAAUGAUUCAUCAAACCAUUCAUACAAUUGAAUUCUGUUUGAAUUGUAUUUCCAAUACAGCAUCUUAUCUUCGUCUCUGGGCCUUAUCACUUGCUCAUGCACAAUUAUCAAGCGUAUUAUGGGAUAUGACAUUAAAGAUCUGGUUCAACUUUACUGGAUUUGUAGGCACAAUGGGAUUGGUGAUUGGUUUUGCUGUUUGGUUCUCAUUGACUUGUUUCAUUUUGAUUGGGAUGGAAGGUUUAUCUGCCUUUUUACAUACACUACGUCUUCAUUGGGUGGAAUUCGAUGGGAAAUUCUAUGCUGCUGAUGGUUAUGCCUUUCAACCCUUUAGUUUUAGAUCGAUCAUUUUAGAAGAUGAAGAAUAGAUAGAUAUUGAUCAUACCUUCUUUUUUCCCCUCCCCACUCUUUUUUUUUUUUUUCUU